Molecule: messenger RNA, 423 nt
Organism: Adineta steineri
Lineage: Eukaryota; Metazoa; Rotifera; Eurotatoria; Adinetida; Adinetidae
Source: the annotation of a GenBank genome assembly
AUGUCGACAAACGAAGUUUGCGUAGGUCUAACAGAAAUUCAUUCAAAGUCAUUAUUAAAUAAUAAUGAUACAUUUUUAUUCGAUUGUGAUGGUGUUCUUUGGAAUUUUCCUGAAAUCUUUCCAGGUGCUAUUGAAUUACUCAAUUAUUUAACUGAACAAGGUAAACAAUUAUUUUUCGUUACAAAUAAUUCAACUAAAACACAAGAUGAUUAUGCGAAACGUUUUAAUGAUAUUGGUUAUAAAGCUAAACCUGAGCAAAUCAUUUGUACGGCAUGGCUUACUGCUCAACAUUUAAAAUCAAUUAAUUUUAAAGGUCAAUGUUAUGUAAUUGGUAUGCAAUCAAUGGUACAUGAAUUAGAAAAAGAAGGUUUUCAGAUUUGUGGUGGCAUAGGUGUAAAUUCAAGACGUGUUAAAGAAGAUUGA